This is a messenger RNA of Macadamia integrifolia, 9893 nucleotides long. RefSeq names its product kinesin-like protein KIN-12D. Lineage: Eukaryota; Viridiplantae; Streptophyta; Magnoliopsida; Proteales; Proteaceae. Gene Ontology annotation, biological process: microtubule-based movement. Bases 442 to 9660 code for a protein of 3072 amino acids. The record is from RefSeq and is a predicted model, not a curated record. Gene Ontology annotation, molecular function: microtubule binding; microtubule motor activity; ATP binding. The transcript is spliced from 38 exons.
AAUGCUACAAUUAUAUCCAUUCCCAUUUUUAUUUCCAAUAAUGCCCUCACAAUUCAAUUCAAAAUGCGCGGCGACGUCUUCGGAACCCUCGAUUUCAAACAUUAUCGUAUUCUCAGCCGUUCGUUGAUCCAUGAAUCCUAGGAGUUCAAACUUCAAACUACAAAAACCAAAGGAGUUCUAAAAUAUUCAGCUCAACCUCAGCUCGAGGAGACGAGAGAGUACGAGAGUGACUUUGGAGAGUGAGGGCGUCGGCGAGAUCAGGUAAGCGAAAAAGAAAAACUUGAAGAGGAAAAUCGGGUUUUACAAGAUUCAUGACAAGAGAAGGGAGAUCUUAAGGUUUCUGAUCCACUCACCAAGACUUACCUGUCAAUUUAUUCUGGUUUCUGAGCGAUUUCAGGAACUCGCAACCUUCAGAUAUUGUUUCUCAGUUGUUCUUUCAGAAUGCUGAGGGAUUUGAAACUAUUUCGACGCAAUUCGGGCAAGAAUCCUGCUGCAGAGGAGAUUGAGAAUGUGCCUGUACACCUGGAAGAUUCAUCUUUGAAUCGCACAGGUAUUAACGUGACAAGGGCUCCUCUAAAUUCGAUCCAGGAGCCUAUUCAAAACCCCAAAUCUGCAACAGAACAAGAAGCAAGUCUUAGAAGCAAGCUUGAUAGAACCCCUUCGAAGUUCAAGGGAAAAGGUUAUGAUGCCACAUUGCCACUUCGAACUCCGGAUAAACAAGGCACAGGGUUUUCCUCAAAGAAUAGGUUUGGGUGGGUGAAGAGCGAUGCCAAUUCGAACGACUCUGAAACUCGUGAGGAGGGGAGGAUUGAUGUAGGCAAUGGCCAGAAUCAUGCGCCGCUGUCAUGCCGUGGGGCUGGCAUGAACAUAACCCCACGUUCAACUCGGACAAUAGGAAGAGCUCCAUCAACAAAUUCCGAGUGCAAUUCAACCCAAAACACACCAACCAAGAGUGUCACCAAGCCUCCAAAUCCGGCAUUUGCUCCCUUAAGUGGCUCUCGCUCUCAUAUGAGCGGAAUUCGUGCAGGGAACUUUGCCGCACUAUCUAGAGGGAUCCCAGUCUCUUCUACUCCAUCUACAGUUGUUAAUACGCCUGAAGUGCCUCACUUCGAGCUUAAAGAGGAUCCAUCAUUCUGGAUGGAUCACAAUGUACAGGUUUUAAUACGUAUCCGCCCUCUCAAUAAUGCGGAGCUGAGUUCACAUAGCUACCUCCGGUGCUUGAAGCAAGAAAGUACACAGAGCAUUACUUGGGUUGGACAGCCGGAAUUCCGAUUCACAUUUGAUCACGUAGCUUGUGAAACAGUCAAUCAGGAAAUGCUUUUCAGAGUUGGAGGUCUGCCAAUGGUUGAGAAUUGCCUUUCGGGUUACAACAGCUGUAUGUUUGCUUAUGGCCAGACAGGAAGCGGGAAAACUUAUACGAUGCUUGGUGAGAUUGAUGAAUUGGAAGUUAAGCCAAGCGCAAACCGUGGAAUGACGCCACGCAUAUUUGAGUUCUUGUUUGCAAGAAUAAGAGCUGAAGAGGAAAGCCGAAGGGAUGAAAAGUUAAAGUACCAUUGCAAGUGCUCAUUCUUAGAGAUUUACAAUGAACAAAUUACGGAUCUUCUUGACCCAUCAUCCACGAAUUUGCUUUUGCGAGAGGAUAUUAAAAAGGGUGUAUAUGUUGAAAAUCUCACUGAAUUUGAAGUCCAGACUGUGACUGAUAUUCUUAAGCUUCUUAGCCUGGGUGCUGCAAAUAGGAGAGUUGCAGCCACAAACAUGAACAGAGAGAGUAGCCGAUCACAUUGUGUCUUUACGUGCGUGAUUGAGAGUAGGUGGGAAAAUGAUUCCACAACUAACCUACGAUUUGCAAGGCUAAACCUUGUAGAUCUUGCUGGUUCAGAAAGGCAGAAAACGUCUGGUGCUGAAGGUGAACGCCUAAAGGAGGCUGCAAACAUCAACAAAUCAUUAUCUACACUUGGUCAUGUAAUAAUGCUUCUAGUGGAUGUGGCACAAGGGAAACAACGACAUGUUCCUUACAGAGAUUCAAGAUUGACCUUCCUUCUUCAGGACUCGCUUGGUGGAAACUCCAAGACAAUGAUCAUUGCUAAUGUCAGCCCUUCUAUGUGUUGUGCAGCUGAAACACUAAGCACUUUAAAGUUUGCCCAACGGGCAAAACUUAUUCAAAACAAUGCCGUUGUGAAUGAAGAUUCUUCGGGAGAUGUGCUUGCAUUGCGACACCAGAUACAACUUUUAAAGGAGGAGCUUUUUGUUCUUAAGCGUCAGAAUGUCUCUAGAUCUCUUUCAUUUGGUUCAACAAUGCUUGUGGAUACUGACGGGGAAGGAUAUGACACUGCUUCUCUGGAAAGGAUACCUGAAAUGGAUCAUCAGAAAGCCGAAGAUUUUCAUGGAUCCGCACCAUUGGGCACUGUGAGAGUGUCCACAAAACAGUUGAAAUCUUUGGAAACGAUACUUGCGGGUGCCUUGAGGAGAGAAAAGAUGUCAGAUACUUCAAUUAAGCAACUUGAAGCUGAAAUUGAACAGUUGAACCGUUUGGUUCGCCAAAGGGAAGAAGACACUCUUCGCACUAAAAUGAUGCUGAAAUUCCGGGAGGAUAAGAUUCGAGGGAUGGAAUCACUAAUUGGAGGUUUAUUGCCUUAUGAUACAUACCUAAUGGAAGAAAAUAGAGCACUAUCAAAAGAGAAUGAGUUACUUCGAGCUGGAAUUGAUAGGAACCCAGAAGUGACUCGUUUUGCAAUGGAGAAUAUCAGGCUUUUAGAUCAACUUAGAAGGUAUCAAGACUUUUAUGAAGAAGGGGAGAGAGAACUCCUUCUGGCUGAAGUAUCUGAGUUACGGGAUAAGGCAGUUCAGUUCCUAGAUGUGAAAAUUUCGAGGCAAGGCCAAGAUAUGAGUGUGUUAACUCAGGAAGCUGGGAAUGUUGGCAGAGAAGAUGACUCAUUUCGUUUGGAGUUGGAAAACACCCGCCAAGAGUUAGAAGACUACAGGAAAAACCUAAAAUCUUGCAUGGAAAUCAAUUCAAAACUCACGAGAGAGCUAGAUGAUCUGCAUGCUCAAUUUAGGAACCUCAAACCUGCACCCCUUGAUACAGAUGCCAAUGUUAAUCCUCAGAAGGAGUCCUUGGCAGAAUCUAAACCAAAUCAGAAUCACUUGCUUGAAGAAGUUGAAAAAGAGAAAUGGAAGCAUGAAAUGCUAAUGAAGCACACAGAAGAAACCAUGAAUUUGCAACUGGAGUUGGAUAUACUAAAGAUUAUACUCCAGGAAGAAAGAUCGUCUCGUGAUGAUGUAGAGGAAAGGACUCUGUGCAUGUGUAGAAACCUUGAGUUGGCAAAAGAGAGGUGUUUGCAGAUUAGCAAGCAAUUUGAAGAUGCAAAGAUUGAAUUGAAAGAUGCAAAGAAUUUAAUUGAAGCUCUUGAAUCUCAACAUAUUUUAUCAAUAAAUGAACUGGAGGACCUUAGGGACAGAAACGGUUACUAUGAGGAGCUUCUGAGUAAACAAGAGCAGGAAAUCACCAUUUUGAAGGACCGAGUAUGUGGUCAAGAAAUAAGAGAUCCCCCACCUUUGAAGGACCUCAGGAAUGAGAGUUCCCCGUUACAGGAAAAAUUGAAUAGGAUGCAAGAUUCUCUUGAAAAGGCCAAGAGAUUAAAUAUGUGGUACCAAAGCGAUCGGGCAUUUCAGACAUCCCACGAACAGGAAAUGGAUGAAGUUUGCUGCCAGGUAGAGGCUGAAACUGCUGAGGUGAUUGUCUGUUUGCAAGAAGAACUUGCAACUCUUCAGCAGCAAGUUGAGGAUGGUAACACAAAAGAGAUGCAGAGCAAACAAAGUUUGAUGCUUCUGGAGAGUGAAUUGAAGGUGCUGCAGGAAGGGCUACAUUUGAUGACCCAAGAAAACGAAAGGCUAGGCAAAGUACUUGAGCAGAAAGAUGUGGAAAUAAGAGCAUUAUCUGAAGACUGGGAAAGAUUGGGCUGUGAGAUUGAAGAAUCUCUUGCUGAUGGGCAUGAGGCACUCAAUGAAGCCUCUGAUCAGCUUGAUUUGAUAUCAAGUUCCCUACCUCAGAGGACUUGGAUUGGUGAGCAGGUGGUGUGGAUGAUAAGGACCAUCUCCGAGAAAGAAUCUUUGAUUGAAGAACUUCAAAGGUGUCUGGAGGAUGCGAAUAAUAUUAAAAGUGACAUGGAAUGGAAGCUGAGGUCCCUCAGAGGUGCUGCAUUGGCUAUAACUGAAGCACAACACCAGGAAAGAAGUGACAAGGAUAAUGAGAUUGCCGUAUUGAUGUCAGAGCUGAAUGAGAAAAAUACCGCUAUAAUAAAGCUAAAGAAUAGGGUUAUGCUGGGACAGGAUCAGAUUAGAAAGGCUGAGGUUUGUGCUAUGGUUGCUUUUGUGAUUGUAAAUAGAUUCUCUGAGAUAAACUCUGAUCACCUCAAUGCAUUGAAGCGGAAAGAUCUCCAGCUCAGUGAUUCCAUGGAUAUGAAUUUGAAGAAGGAUUCUCUUUUUUGUGAUCAGGCUGUUGUGAUUGCAGAAGCCGAAAAACAGAUUCAAUUUCUGAAAAUGGAACUAGAAUCAUCUAAGGAAAGCUGUAAUACACUCAAAACCCAACUUUUUGAGGAGAAGAAGCAUUUUUGUAGUUUGGAACAGAAGCUGGAAGAAUUUGAGAAAGAUGACAUUUUGAAAACAAGGGAGAAACUGAAUGAGUUUAAAAUGGGUAUUUCCACACUCAAUUCAAGUAUGAAUGAAUACACAGAUCAGUUGAGACGGCCUGAGAAAAUAAAUAUUCCAGGAAAGCAUGCAAAUAUAUGUGUGGAAGACAGUCAUGAGGGGCGGACUAAGACUGAAACACUUCAGGGUAGCAGCAACAAAGGGUCACAAGUUGAGGAUGCAAAUAAAGAUAUCCCACAGAGUUCUUUCAAACUAGGCAAUACUGUUGAUGGGCACUCAUGUGAACUGAAAAAUUCAUUGUCUGAAAGAAAUUCUAAAGGUAUCUUUGACAAAGAUUUAACGAUUGUUCUUCUCAGAAAAGAACUAGAGUCUGCACUGGUCAGCUUGAUGGAUGUUCAGGCUCAGAUGGCCGAACUAAUUGAUGAGAAGGAGGAGAUUAGGAAGUGUGAAAAAGAGGGUCGAAAAAGCAUUGAAUCUCUUACAGCUCAGGUGUUUGCACUGCAAGCGGAGAUAAGUAGCAUGGAAAAAGAAUCUGAUUUCAAAAUUACAGCAUUGGAUAAUAAGCUGCAGAUGGUUGAAGAAAUUGCACAAGAAGCUGGCAAUUGUUGGCUUGAAACAAAAAAGGUGCUUGAGCUUGAACUCAGCAAUGCAAAGGUGGUUGCAGAGCAGAAAACCGCUGAGGCUUCUUGUCUGCUUGCUAAAUUUGAAGAAGCUCAAGAAACAAUGAAAGAAGCAGAUGUAAUGGUGAAUGCACUGGUGGCAGCUAAUGACAAUGCAAAGCUUGAAAUAGAAAGGCUCAAAAGAAAGGAAGAAGUAUUAGUCAAUGAAAAGGACUUCCUAACCGCUGAGGUUCAGAACUUACAGCACUCUAAUUAUGUGAAGGACUCCCAGUAUGAUGACCUAGAAAAGCAGUUCAGAUUGAAUUUGAGUGAAACAAUGAGUCAAGUUUUGGCACUGGAGGAUAUCAUUGGACAAGUCCAUACCACUUUCAGGGAAGAAUUCGAGUCAAUUUUAUGUGAUUUCCACUGCUUCAAGGCUCAGCUUCUAUGUUCGAUGAAAUUAAUGAGGUCAUGGUUGGAGGAUGUCUGGUCUGAGAUUAUUGUGAAAGAUUGUGCUGUGUCAGUGCUACACCUUUGUCACAUGGGGAUUUUGCUGGAGACAGUGACUGGACUGAAUGCAGAAAAUGGAUUGCUUCAUCAUGGGUUGUGUGAAUCGACAUCUGUCAUAGCUAAUUUGAGGGACCACAAUUUGAAAUCAGAAAGAGAGCUUGAGAUAUGUAGAGUCCUUAAGGGGAAACUACUGGUUGACAUUAAAAACAGCUUUGAUCGCAUCACAAGGAAAGAAGAUGAAACUGGAAAGCUAAGUGCCAAGCUGCACUCUUUUGAGAAGAAAAUCUUGGAUUUACAGCUCCAAGAAGAGUCAAUGUUGGCUAGGUCAAACUCUAUAGGAUCUGAACUUGCCAUUUUAAUGAAAGAGUUGGACCUAAACAAUGUGAAUGCUUUGACAGCAAUUUUAGAUCAGGAGCAAGUGUUCAAAGAUAAAGAGGAGGUUAUGAAAUCUCAGGCUGAGUUUAUUUUGCUUGGUUCAACUGCCAAAGACAUUGAAUCACUAGUCUUGGCAUCAGAGUUGAAACUCAUGGGUACCAGGAAGGCUGAGCUGGAGAGAGAGCAAUCUGUACUCACUGCAAUUCUUGAGAAUACAAAGAAAGAAAUGAUCUUUCUUAAGGUAGAUGCAGAAAUGGAAAUGCAAUUGUUAACGGAUAUGGAACUUGAGGUUACCCUUGUAAAUAAAGAAAUUGAAGAAGCACGUACUGAUAGACAUGACUUGUCACUGAAGUUGAACCGAAGUUGCUUAAAAAUCACAGAGAUGGAUACAAUCAACAAGACCCUUGAGCUAGAUAUUCAAUCACUGAAGGAAGUUACAAGUUUUGAUGAUAAAUUAAAAGACGAGCUUGGUGGAAUCCUUGAAAUGAAGGAAAGAUUAGCAGUCCGGGUUCAAGAACUUGAGGCUGAAAGGGAAAGACUUCUUCAAGAUCUAGGAAUGAAGGAAACAACUCUGAGGUCUUCCUCUGAUCAUAUUGCUGUCCUUGAUUUAACAAACCAGAAAUUGCAGAAUGAUGUGUACUUGCUUGAAGGUUCAGUUUUCAGACUUCAAACUGACUUGGACUUGAAAGAUGCGGAAUUUAAAAAAAUGAGCUCCAUGGAAGAGGAAAAAGAGUCACUGGAAAUAGAGUUAAGCAUGCUAAAGGCCCAUCAUUGCACAGUCCUCAAAGAUCUAGCGGAGAAGGAAUCUGAGUUUCAAUCAUCUUUGUUCCUCAAAGAUCAGGAAAAAUGUAGUUUGCAUGAGAAGAUCCACUCCCUGGAAACUUCCAUUUGCAGACUUCGGGCUGAUCUAGAAGCCAGACAUGUAGAACUGGAAGAGGUUCGACAUUCUCACUCUGUCACAGCAGAGAAGUUUAGUUUGAAAAGCCAGGAUUUGGAGACUCAGAUUAUCAGAAAAAAUGCCUUGAAGGAAGAAAACUGUUAUUUCAGAGCUGAACUUCUGUCUAUUGGGAAAAACAGGGAUGACUUGCUUUCUUUGCUACGAUUGAAUACUAAGAUCUGUAUUGAUUCAGUUGAAGCUUUAGAUAUGUCAAGGGACAGAGUAUUUCAAGUAUUGGAGGAAAAAGGUAUUACAAUGUUAAAUAAUAUAUUCCGGGAGACUUGUGAAAAUGAAGAACGGGCAUCUAUGUUUAUAGAAGAAUCUGAGAGGUUGGAGCACCUUGCUGAAGAGCUGAUUUCUGAAAAUUUAUCCCUCAAGGCUGAGUUGUUGCGUAAAGAUGAAGUUUUGAAAGGUUUGUUGUUUGAUCUGAGCUUGUUGCAGGAGUCGGCGUCUAAUGCCAAGGACCAUAAAGAUGAAGUUGAAGAGAUGGUGGUCGCCCUGGAGUCUUUAGAAGAUGAGCUUGCAGUAAAAUCACGUGACCUUGAUGAAGCUGUAGCUCAUGGUGAAUUGCUUGAAGCUCAAUUGCAAGAGAAAAAAAACAUGAUCUUUACUCUUGAAUUGGAUAUUUCAGAGGAGCGUGAGUCGCUAAAACUGCUUUCACAAGAAAGCCAUGAGCUGAGAGUACACAUAGAAGAUAUUUUAGCGGCAAAAAGUUCCAUUGAAGAGGAAUUAAUGGAGAGAAGGAAGGUCAAUGAAAAGUUAGAGGAGGAAAUUCUUGGAAUGGGUAAUGCCCUUUGCCAGAUGAACUAUUUCAUUGAUAGCUUGAAGAAUGAUUUGAACACAGUUAUGAAUGAGAAGGAUAACCUUGAGUCUGAGUUACUUCUAUUGAAAGAGAAUCUAGAAAAAAUGCAUGCUUUAGCUGAAGAAAAUGAAGCUAUUGCAAUAGAAGCACGGCAGAUAGCAGAGUCUAGAAAGGUUUAUGCUGAAGACAAGGAGGAGGAAGUUAAGCUCCUUGAGAGAUCUGUGGAAGAGCUAGAAUGUACUGUAAAUGUGUUGGAAAACAAGGUGGAAAUUGUCAAAGGGGACGCUGAAAGGCAGCGGUUGCAGAGGGAGGAGCUAGAGAUGGAGCUUCAGGCUGUGAGGCAUCAGAUGCUUCUAAUGCAUACUUCUGGUGUUGUAAUGGAUUCAGAAGCUCAAGGCGUUGGAAGGGGUGAUGCUGACUUCCAAUGGUCAGGAGGGCAUUUACAAGAGAAAGAGACUGACUUGCUAGAAGCCCAAAAGCAGAUAGAGAUUCUUGAGAAGGAUAUGGCUGAGAAGGAUGCAGAGAUUUCCCAGUGCAGAGCACAUAUAUCUGAGCUAAAUUUGCAUGCAGAGGCACAGGCACGUGAGUACAAGCAAAAAUUCAAAGCAUUGGAAGCCAUGGCUGAACAAGUCAGAUCUGAAAACACAUCCUCCUAUGUCACAAACUCGACAUCAAAUAAACCAGAGAAGCCUGCUGCAAAAUCUAGGGGUUCUGCUUCCCCUUUUAAGUCUAGGGGUUCUGGCUCCCCUUUUAAAUGCAUUGGUUUGGGCUUGGCCCAGCAAAUAAACUCUGAGAAGGACGAGGAGCUUACUGCAGGGAGGCAUCGGAUUGAAGAGCUUGAGGCAUUAGCUGCAAGCCGACAGAAGGAGGUAUUCAUGUUGAAUGCUAGGCUAGCUGCUGCAGAGAGCAUGACCCAUGAUGUAAUACGAGAUUUAUUGGGAGUAAAGUUGGAUAUGACCAACUAUGCUUCAUUAAUGGAUCAUCAGCAAGUGCAGAAGAUAACAGGGAAGGUUCAGCUUCCAGGUGAAGAAUCCCAAGUAAAGGAGCAAGAGGUGUUCAACCUGAAGCAGCAGAUCAAUGAGUUUAUUGAAGAGAAGAAAAGAUGGUUGGAGGAAAUAAACCAAAAACAUGCUGAAAUGGUGGCUGCUCGCAUUGCAUUGGAGAAGCUUCGACAGAGAGAUCAAUUUUUAACAACCGAAAAUGAAAUGUUGAAGGUGGAGAAUGCAAACCAUAAAAAGAAUGUGAUGGAACUUGAAGAAGAAAUGAAAAAGCUUUCUGGCCAGCAAAACCUUCAGCAGCGUAUCCAUCACCAUGCCAAGAUUAAGGAAGAGAAUAAUUUGUUGAAAAUUCAAAAUGAUGACUUGAGUGCUAAGUUGAGGCGAACAGAGACUAUCCUAUCACGUGUUAGGGAAGAACUUGCUCGCUAUCGUGCUUCUAAUGGGAGGAGCCCUUUUACUGGUUUUGAUGAGGAGCAACGAUUAAAUGACAAACCAAAGGAAAAUGAUGAAGAGAGGCUCCAAUUAGCGGAGAAGCUGGUGGGUUUAUGCACCAGUAUUUUAAAGGCUUCUGGAAUAACAAGACCUGUAUCUGAUGUAACCCUCCCUGCAGCAGAAGAGGCACUCUGUCAGAUGAAAGAUCGAAUAACUACAUUGGAGACAGAGUUGGAAGAUUUAAAGUUUAAGAAUAGAAUAAGUAGCGAAAAGAUCCGAUUGUCUGAGCUCAAGCCACAAUCAUCACCAAACUCAAGAAGGGGAUCACAGACUUCAUUUGUGUCUGCUUUAAGUCGCUAGACCCAGACAAUGUCAACCCGCCAGGUCGUUCACCUGGAAGUGUGUUGCUUUUUCUCUGACAGUUUGAAGCUUGAAAUUGGCCUCAGUUGUUAGUUGUUUGUGCUCCUAUUAGCUGACCCAGUUGCCUGAUGAACCAUCAAGAGUCAAAAUUAUUCUUUAGUUAUUCUUUAACAAUAUUCUGUAUCAUAUUCUGUAAGACAAUGAAAUGUCCAUAUUGAUUGAUUCUUUCCCAA